Brassica rapa (field mustard) is the source of this 2871-nucleotide messenger RNA. RefSeq names its product protein NDR1-like. Gene Ontology annotation, cellular component: plasmodesma; plasma membrane. Gene Ontology annotation, biological process: defense response to other organism. The record is from RefSeq and is a predicted model, not a curated record. Lineage: Eukaryota; Viridiplantae; Streptophyta; Magnoliopsida; Brassicales; Brassicaceae.
UUCUUUACUCUAUCUCUUUUACUCUUGAUUUACUCUCUCUCUCUCUCUCCCUCUCUCUCUUGUUCUUGAGCAUUAUCACUCUUGUUCUUCAUUUUCUAACAAACUUCGCCAUGCCUUCAGAUAAAAAGUGGAACAUUGUUUGGGACAACAUCUCUAAUCUUCUUCAUCUAUGAAGAUAUAUUUUUUUUUUUGUAAGAAAGUAGACAACACAUAAGAGUACUCCUAGUUAUAUCAUUAUGGUUGUGUUUGUAGUACUAGAUUCCUUGUCAAAUUUGAGAUUAUAACGAUCAGAUAACCAUGUAAGAUCCUAGCGCCAGUACCACGUCCUCUUGACAGUGGCUACAACAAACCUCAGUUUUAGAAUUGAUUUUGAUGAGUCAAGGACAUUGUAAUUAAGAUAGUAAUUAAUUAUAAGCUAUAUAAUCAAGUAUUUUAGUUAACUGGAAAAAAUAUAUUAAAUAUGAAGUCUAGGGAUCACACGAUCAGGUGAUGCUUAUAAUGAAACUACUAUUGGAUACUUGAUGUGAUUUAAGAUCUAUAGGAAUUACAUAUGGUUUCAGUGCACAAUCUUUUGGUAUUAUUAUUAUUAUUAUUAUUAUUAUUAUUAUUUUUUGAUAAUUCAGGUAUCCGGACAUCUCACUUAGUCCGACUAUCCCACCGCAUCCAAUCGGAACUGGCGAAGAAGAUUCUGGAGGCCAAACGGAAACCAUGUUAAAUCCGCUGUAGUCGGGGUUCGAAUUCGUGAUGGCGGGCACCUCAGCCGAGGUUCCUUUACCACCAGAUUGCAAGGCCCGGUUUAUUAUUAUUUUUUUUUGUUAAAGGAUUUCGAUCUUUUGGUAAUUAAGAAAUGAGUAUCCAGCAAAUAAAAUGUAUAAACCAUUUGAUCUUUACAAUGUCAAAAUUUUGGUUUGAUUAAUGGGAUCUGUUAUUGAACAUCCCUUUUGGCUUUACCAAAGACGAACAUUCCGUUUUGGUCUUUGUAAAUAUAUUUCUUUUGGAAACAGCUUUGGUCUUUCUAUAUAAGACCGUAAGAAGUCUUCGAAUUAUAUUAUUUAUCAUCAAUCAUGCAUUAAUUAAUUUAAUUUUUUUUUUUAAAUCUAUCUCCAGGCUCUUAUUUAGUCGUGUCUUUGAGUUGCCAAAAUAUCAAAAGUUUGAGAAAAAAAUGAGUCGUCUUGAAGCUGAAGGAAGAGCCCCAAGUUGCUGGUGGCGCUUCGGCUUUUGGUUAACCAUCUUAGCUGGACUUAUCAUUCUCAUAGUUUGGAUAAAUCUACGUCCAACGGGUUCAGACAUUCCAAAAUGCUCAAUCGAAUACUUUUACGUUCCAGCCCUCAACAAAACCCUAAACUCACGACUCAACACCACUCUCAACUUCAUGGUUCGUCUAGCUAAUCCAAACAGUGAACAAGGAAUCUACUAUGACGACGUCCACCUUUCCUUCUCCAGCGUCACCUAUGUAUUCAUCGCUAACUACACGGUGCCAAGAUUCUACCAGGGACGCAAGAAGAAAGCCAAGAAGUGGGGUCAGGUUGUGCCUCUGAACAACCAGACAGUUUUAGAAGCGGUUUUGCCUAAUGGAUUGGCGAGUUUUCGGAUAAACCUGAAGACACAAGUGAGGUACAAGAACUCGUUUUGGAAAACUAGGAGGUUUGGGGUCGACGUUGGUGCUGAAGUUGGAGUCAACGGGGAUGGAGUUAAAGCUAAUAAGAAAGGGAUUAGGUUGAAGAAAUCUGACUCUUCUUCAUCUUCUUCAUUAAGAAGCUAUUUUCCUGUUUGUGUUUUGACGAAUCUGCUUGUUUUCUUUGCUAUUUGUUGAACUGUUUGGUGCUUUUGAUUUUCAUUUGCUUCUUUGUUGUUGUUGUUGGUUUUAUUUACUCUUUCAUUAGCAUUGCUUUGAGUUCUUUUUCCUUGAACUUUUAUUAUUUCUUUUUUGUGUUGUUCGUCUUUUUCUUUUGUAGCUUCUCAAGUCGGCCAAGUAUUUCAUUGAAUAAUUGAUCCUAUUAUUGUUUUGUUUUAACUAUAUGUAAUAUUAGUUUCUCUAUCAACAAAAUAUAUUUGAAAAUCAAUUAAAAUUGACAAGACAAAUUUAUAUAUGGGCUUGAAAACAAGGACCAAAGAGCGAAAAUAAAAACAUAACAACAGUAAAGUAAAACUAACUAACUGGUAAAUAUGUUAGACUUUUUUUAAAUAAAUGUUAAAUUUAUUCAUCGCAAAAAACCUAUUUUACAAUCAAUGCAUCUUUGUGUGGAAACAAAUAUGAUGUUAAGAGUAUUUCAAACUAGGGUUAGGCGGUGUGGUAUCCAAUUUACUUUAUAACAUUAAGUGUGUUUUUCCUGGGUCUACUGGAUCAUCUGAUAGAGCCUAUUGAAAAAAAUACUCCCUAUGUUCUUAAAUAUAAGAUGUUUAGGUAGAAACACAUAUAUUAAAAAAACUAUUUUUUUUUCUAGAAAGUAUCAUUAAAACUAUAAAUUAAUGUUAUUCAACCAAUUACAAAAUAAAUUAUUAAAAUAUAAUUAGAUACACAGUUUUUAAUAAAAUAAAAGUUUCCUAGGAAAAUGAAAACAUCUUAUAUAUUGGAACAUCAAAAUUCUGUAAAACAUCGGUUUUGAUUGGUGACAUGAGUUAGACUUGAUUAAGUUUGAGUUAGAAGCAUAACUCAAAAAUGUUACCAAUCAUGAGGUUAUUUUAUUUUUUUGAGUUAAUGUUUGAGUUAUAAUGUAUUAUCAUUGAGUUAUAAUUUUGAGUUACUUCUUUGGAAAAAUUGAUAACUCAACUCUUAACUCAACAUCAAACAAAAUUCAAUGUAUUAGAAGUUGAGUUACUAUUUUUUUUGUAUUGUGUUAGUUAUCCUACGUUAUAUUUUAUAUUUUUUAA